Messenger RNA from Clavispora lusitaniae ATCC 42720, 504 nucleotides. RefSeq lists its product as uncharacterized. Gene Ontology annotation, biological process: ribosomal small subunit biogenesis. The record is from RefSeq and is a predicted model, not a curated record. Lineage: Eukaryota; Fungi; Ascomycota; Pichiomycetes; Serinales; Metschnikowiaceae. Gene Ontology annotation, cellular component: 90S preribosome.
AUGUCGAAAGUCAACAGAAGAAAGGAAAUCAAAGAGAAAGAAGCGUUCCAGCUCAAAUUCCAGCUCGCCUUGUCUCGAAACAAUAAAGCUGUUUUGAACUGGCUACCGAAGAACGAAGGAACAUCGGCUGCAGAAAUCUCCGCUUCUGAUCGCCAGGAAUUCCUCAAUUUGCCUAUAGUGCCUGCCGGGAGCAGCCUAUCUCAUCUUGAAAAAUCAGAGGAAUAUACAGUGGGAAGCUUUUUACAAACAGAAGGUCCUCCAGCUAAAAGAACGCAACAUGAAAAUCGGACCGGAUCAAAAGCCAUGACAGCAUUGAUGAACAAAAUGCGUGGGGAAUCUCGAAGAAAAGAACCAGUAAAGAAACCUCAGCGGCGCAUGAUUGAUGAGGUUAAGAAGAAGAAGAAAGUUAUUGAGCUGGCCGAACCUGACUCCGACGAAGAAGAGUCGAAAUCGGCACAGAUAACUAGAAAGCAGACCAAAGUUCUCAAGGGAAGACCGUUUUGA